Messenger RNA from Triplophysa rosa, 9716 nucleotides. Its product is annotated as zinc finger protein 883-like. Bases 325 to 2304 code for a protein of 659 amino acids. The record is from RefSeq and is a predicted model, not a curated record. Lineage: Eukaryota; Metazoa; Chordata; Actinopteri; Cypriniformes; Nemacheilidae. The transcript has 7 exons. Gene Ontology annotation, biological process: regulation of transcription by RNA polymerase II. Gene Ontology annotation, molecular function: RNA polymerase II cis-regulatory region sequence-specific DNA binding; histone methyltransferase activity; protein binding.
CGUCAGCCUAUAUCAAUUGAUUGAUUGGCUCAUUUUACUGGAAGGCGGGACUUCCUUCGCUAGAGCAGCCAUACUGAGCGUUACAUUCCCUUCCCAUUCAUUGCAAUAGCACUCCUGCAGUGUGUUAAUAUUUGCUAUCUUUGUUUACGAUCAUUCUGUCGGAUCAUCAGAGACCUACAAGAGAGGAGAGCUACUGGUGUAUUCUGUGGUUAACAGACAGGACAGAGCGAGCCCCGCCGAUAAUACAGGAGCAGCAGAAAGAGGGCGAGUGAAGAUACAGUCAGUGCAGGUGAACAGCUACAAUCUGCACCACGUGUUGCCAACAUGGAGGAGGACGAAUAUAAACAAGACUUUCUCUAUUGUGAAGAGUGUCAGUCAUUUUUCAUCGGUGAAUGUGACGUUCAUGGUGCUCCAUUGUUCAUUCCUGACACCCUUGUGCCUGUGGGGGCUGCAGACCGGGCCAGACUUACCCUUCCUGCUGGACUGGAGGUUCAAACAUCCAACAUUCCCAAUGCAGGACUCGGGGUGUUUAACCAGGGUGAGAUUCUUCCUGUUGGAGCACAUUUUGGCCCUUAUGAGGCAGAAGCAAGCAAAAAGGAGGAAGCUAUCAACAGUGGAUUCUCAUUUGUGAUAUACAAGAGAAAGCACUUGAAUGAAUAUAUAGAUGCCAGAAGAGAAACACACUCGAACUGGAUGAGAUAUGUAAAUUGUGCUUGCAGUGAAGAGGAACAAAAUCUGGUGGCAUUUCAGUAUGAAGGAGCGAUUCUGUACCGAUGUUGCCGGCCAAUCAAAACUGGAAAAGAAUUGCUAGUCUGGUAUGGAGAGGAGUAUGCCAGAGAUUUUGACAUCACUUUUGACCAUCUGUGGAACACUAAAUGCUCUGAGAGAGAGAACGGUUCCUGUCCAGUGUUUACCUGCUCUGUUUGUUCAUUGUCAUACAUGGCUCAAACGUAUCUCCACAAACAUAUGAGAAGAUGCCAUCAUGAGGAGUGUGACAAACUGCUGAAAUGUGGAGAGAUUAAGAAUGAGGACAUGGUACCUAAAACUACCUUGAAAACAGAACAUGUAUCUUCUGAUAAUCUCUGCUCUGCCACUCAGAACGAACUAAAACACAGAGAAGAAGGCAAGGAGAAAACUCACCAUUGUGCAGAUUGUGGGAAGAGUUUCUCUUGGUUAAGUCAUCUUAUUGCACACAAGCGCACACACACAGGAGAGAAGCCGUAUCACUGCACACAGUGUGGGAAGAGUUUCUCUCGGUUAGGUGAUCUCAGUAAACAUCAGCGUAUACACACAGGAGAGAAGCCGUAUCACUGCACACAGUGUGGGAAGAGUUUCUCUCUGUCAGCUGUUCUCCGUGUACAUCAGCGUAUACACACAGGAGAGAAGCCGUAUCACUGCACACAGUGUGGGAAGAGUUUCUCUCGGUUAGGUGAUCUCAGUGUACAUCAGCGUAUACACACAGGAGAGAAGCCGUAUCACUGCACACAGUGUGGGAAGAGUUUCUCUCGGUUAGGUGAUCUCCGUGUACAUCAGCGUAUACACACAGGAGAGAAGCCGUAUCACUGUUCACAGUGUGGCAAGAGUUUCUCUCGGUCAAGUCUUCUUAGUGAACACCAGCGAAUACACACAGGAGAAAAGCCUCAUCACUGCACACAGUGUGGGAAGAGUUUCUCUCGGUUAGGUGAUCUCAGUGUACAUCAGCGUAUACACACAGGACAGAAACCAUAUCACUGCACACAGUGUGGGAAGAGUUUCUCUCAUUCAAGUUAUCUCAGUAGACACCAGCGCAUGCACACAAGAGAGAAGCCGUAUCUCUGCACACAAUGUGGGAAGAGUUUUUCUCAUUCAAGUCAUCUCAGUAGACACCAGCGCAUGCACACAAGAGAGAAGCCGUAUCUCUGCACACAGUGUGGUAAAAGUUUCUCUCAUUUGGUUAAUCUUAGUAAACACCAACAAACACACACAGGACAUAAGCUGUAUCCUUGCUCACAGUGUGAGAAGAGUUUCUCUCGGUCAAGUAAUCUUAAAAGACAUCUGCGCUCACACACAGGAGAGAAGCCGUAUCACUGCUCACAGUGUGGGAAGAGUUUCUCUCUGUCAAGUUACCUUAGUUUACACCAGCAAACACACACAGAGGUGAAGCCAUAUCACUGCACACAGUGUGGAAAGAAUUUCUCUCGGUCAAGUCACCUUAGUAGACACCAGAAAACACACACAGGAGUGAACCUCUAUUACUGUGUACCAUGUGGAAAGAGUUUUAAUAGGUUUAUUGGCCUUCAAAGACAUCAGCAGAAACACAAAUAAGUCAUAUCACUGCUUAAAGAAGAAACUGAUGUCACUAUUCAUGCAGGUCACUUAUCAGAAUAUAAAUAGAAUUGUGAGUUACCUUUCUGUCACUUACUCAACGUUGUGUAGAUGACUUUAUUGUCCCCUUAGGGAAAUUCUUCUUCACAGCAUCGUUCUAUUCCACAUACACAGCCACAAACAGGACACAUUUAACACAUUGUGACGGGUAGAGAAACGACACGUACAACAAAUCACAGUUCACACAUUUAUUGAGAGGUGCGGCCCGUGGGGGAAAAGGAAUAAAGGGCUCCGGGCGUUGAUGCAGCAUUGUGGGGCGGUGAAUGGUGCCUUGCGUGUUCUUCGUGCAGAAGUGCUGGUCGGUGCCUGGGUCCGCGGCAGCUGCCGGUCAUCAGUCAUCUGAGCCUGGGAGACAACCAUUAGACAAUUCAUGUUAUGGAGUCGUAGCUCACCAUGGCUUCUGUGAAGCCGGCUUUUAUGCCGGCCGAGAUGAGGUGUUGACAACCGCAGCUGCGCCUAGUUAAUUCCAUCCGUUCCCAUGGUGACACUGAAUGCGCUAUGGGUGACUCGCCACAACAUUGACUACACAUUUUUGGUCUACACUCUGGCCUGUUUUGUUCAGGGCCACUUUAGCAGCAGGGAUCAGGCUCUUCGCGAAGUGAGCCCUUCUGCACCUUAGUGCCCUAUAUCUGCAUCCUGAAGGGAGUAGGGUAAGGUUCAAUGGGUGUGUAAUAUCCAGCUCUAUUGACUUUGCCAUUUGUGUAAUGACCCUGUUGUUUAGGUCAGUCCAGUUUGGUGUGGGAAGACCAAUUAUCUUGUUGUUGAUGUAAAGGCAGACUCCGCCACUCUGUGUCUAUCCCCAAUUGUCCUGUUCUGUCAGAGCUUAUAAUAGUAAAAUUAUCCAUGCUAACCUCAGCAUCAGGUACAGACUCAUCAAGCCAUGUUUCAAAUAAGGCAAUGACACAAAUGUCCCUGAAAGCUUGUUCCAGUCGGCACCUAGCAUGUAGUUGAUCCAUUUUAUUACGGAGUGAGCGUACAUUUGCCAAGAUGAUGGAGGGGAGAGGCGGACGAAAUGGACGCCUCCUUAUUCUGGAACUAAUACCUCCACUCCGUCUUGGAGACGAUCUUAAGAGACCAAUCACUUCUUUCUAAACAGUGCCAUGAGAGUUAGCGAGUGGGAUUUUCGGGCCUGUCUCUGCCCCAGUUAUCUGGGUAUAAAAGAAGUUUGUUCUUCAGAGCAGAUCUGUGCAUGCUAUUGCAUUACUCUGCUUCUCUGUUUGGGGCAUUCCCCCUGGGACAUUAUGUGUGCUGGUCUCUUUUUUUUAAUCAACGGACCACUUUGGAUGUUCCCUGGGCUGCUGUUUGUGCUGCAGAUGUGCUUAAAAGGAUACUCCACAGUAGCAUGAUAAUUAAGAUGACAUUCUGCCAGUUACGUUGCUGUCUCUGGGCGGGAGUCAUAAAGCUUAAUUUGAGUUCUGAAGAUGAACGGAGGUCCUAGGGUUGUUGUACGACUUCAGGGUGAGUAAUUCAUGACAGAAUUUGCAUGCUACAGUGGAGUAUCCCUUUAAGAGCAAUUUGGGAAAUACAAUAGUUUUUUUGCUAAGCGAGUCCUCCUGUUUCCCUUCACACUCAUGCAAACCUGUCUUAAUCCUGAAUUCAAGAUGGACAAUCCACUGUCUGGUGGUUUUAUUGUCAUGUUUGGGAUUUGGGAGGAUGAUGACCUGUCGCAGCAUUGAAAGGUGGGUUCCCACCAUCAUAGGCAGACAACUUGCAUUCCCUGUGCGGAGCUUUUCUUGGGAUGCAGAGAGUUUCUACGGACAGAAGUACCCUUAGAACAGGUAUUGAGGCGUGUUGCAUGUUGUCACGAGAGACACAUUGAACAUGUUCUGUGGUAUGCAGCGAGUACACAGGCCUCGCCUGCGUUGGCAUAUCUAACUGUCUGGAGUUAUUGGCAGUUUUGUUUGCCUUGUGGAGAAAUCCUUAUGUUAGCAGGAUCUUAUUGUCAGAUUUCUCCUAGGCCUGGCUUGAUGCCCUCUUGGAACCUUUCUUUGGUGCUUGUGGUUCUUUAGAGAAGGGUUGGGAUCUGCAAACAUUCUCUUUGUUUUGCGAGAGGUUUUUUUAGGGCCUUUAUGCCUUUUUAAUAUCAUAGGACAGUGGAGAGCAGACAGGAAAGUUUUGGAUAUAGAGACAGGGGAGAGGGACCUGCAAAUUACGUUCUAGACGGGAAUCAAACUCUGGUCAGGCCGCAAGUGCACUGGCACUAUAUGAGGGCACACUAACCACAGGGCUAUCAGCGCCAACAGGUCCCGGACACUUGCAUGAUCCUAGAACCUCAGCCUAGUGCCUAAAUUUCCCAUUACUCCCUUCAACGUGGUGAACUUGUAGGCUGUCCCACAGUCAAAAAAACUGUGUCCAGUGUAUGCUUUUCAAUUAUUGCAUAUUAAGCAAUUUCCUUGUUGGUAGUCCCAUAUGAGGUAUUUCUGCUGUCUAGUUUUCAUGACUUCCUCUAGACAGAGACCUAAUCUGUUUUCUCCAAUGAGGCUGGUUGGUGCAUCCUUUUGGCAGUACUUUGUUCCGGGGUUCAGCCAGAUGUGUUACCUACUGUGGUAUAAAGUGCAUCUGUGGUAUUUCCACAUGUAAACUCCCCUUGGGUAUGAUGUGGUCGCUGUAAUUCCACACUUUCCCAGCACAUUUGGUUAGUAGGUUUCUCUGCAGUUACUACAUGGAAGCCUUUCCCCCCACUCAGAGUGAAAUCAGAAACUUUGUUGUGUGUCCCGCAAGUCAUAAAGAGUGUCCCACAUUUUUAUUUUGUCUGUAAUUAUAAUAAUUAUUAUAUAUAUUAUUAUGUCUGGAACAUUUUAUUUAAUCUUCCUUUAAUCAAAUUCUGUAAUAAAAAACAAUAAUUAUGCACAGUGCAGGUGUUGUCGUGUUGAAGCCAAAGUAGGAUAAAACAGUUGCUGCUUGAGUGCAUGCUUAAAAGAAGUUGUUUGAUUUCACUGAUGGCAACUACCUAAAGCACAUCUCAUACCUGGCUAUCAAGAGUGAAUUUAGCCUCCAGGACCUCCAUGAAGCAGCUGAGGCACUAAAAACCGCUUUAAACUGGACAUGAACCAGCAGUAUAACAAUUGUAAAUUAGUCAAUUAUCUCUCUGUUGUGUCAAAAUCACAUCUACUGUCCUGCAAACAAGCCUUAGCCAGGUGGUCACCCUACCCCUAUUCCUACCCCCAUGCUUUGAAAAAUGUAUGGUGUCAUAUUAAGAGAUAAUGUCAACAGUCAUUAAGAUCCUCUUCAAUUUGCAUAUAGAAAAAGAAGAGGUACAGGCGAUGCGAUAAAUAGUCUGAUGCACCUGGUUUUAAAUCAUUUGGAGGAUACUGAUGCUUAUGCAAGAGCGCUUUUUAUAGAUUUUAGUUCAGCUUUUGGUACCAUUCAACAGUUUGUUUUAAUGAAUAAAUUAAGGUAGUUAGAUGUAAAUUCUGCAAUUAUGCAAUGGUAUCACUCCUUUUUAACUAACAGGACCCAGCGUGUCAAAGUUAAUAACGUUUAUCUCAAAUAAAAUACUGCAGUACUGGUGUCCCAUAGGGUGUUGUUAGUUCUCCAGUCCUCUUUACGCUGUUUACUAAUGAGUGUUCAAGAAAGCACCUGCAGAACUACAUUUUGAAGUACUCUGAUGAUACAGUAAUUUUAAGUCUGUUGAAAAAAACAAGAUUCUCUUUCUAUUCAUUUCUCUGAGAUUGACUCAAAAUCCAAAUCAAAGAUACUUUAUAUUGUUCAAACUGCUACAAAGAUUAUUGGUCUACUAGGGUAGUCUAAAUGACUACCCUACACUGUAAAAAAAAUUAAGCCUUCACAACAACAAAAAAUCUUAGUACUAAUUUCCCCUCGCUUUUUCUUGUUCACUCAACUUUUUGAAAUAGAAGUUGUACUGACUUAAAAUAAUGAAUUGGAGAUACAAAAAAUAAUGAAUUGGGAUAACUCAGGAUUAUUAGUUGUACUGACUUAAAACAAGUACUGUAAUUGGAGAUCCAAAAAAUAAUUGAGGUAAUUUAGAAUUAUUAGUUUUCUUGAGAGGUACAAAAAAUUAUGCUUAAGUCAUUAGUUGUCACAACAUAGUCAAGUUUACAUAAUGAACAACAUAACAAAUUAUUUUUGUUGGCUGAACAUAAAUAAAGAAUAUAAAUUGGUUACUUAAAAAUAAGCAAAUAUUUUUGUCUUUUACUACAAUUUGAGUAAACUUUGAUCAAACAACUGCUUGAACAGUUUGAGUCACGUUGGGUCUGCACUUACACCUCAACAUUGAACACACAAACCUCAACCAUGGUAACAAUCAAAAACCAUCAUUCAUUAUAAAAACUCUAAACACAACAGAUAACAAACAGUAACAACAAGAUUAAAGCAUAAAUUAUUCCAGCAAGAACUAAAACACUAAUCUUUAAAAGAAAAGCAAAUAAGAAACACCGAAUUGAACAUGCUGCAGUGCAUCUUGGGAACUUUCAAACUCUUGUUUGUUCAUUGUAGAUUGACAUAACUAAAUUUUUUACAUUUAUAGAGGUCUUUUUGAGUGAACUUGCAAAGAUUUUUUCACACAACUCAUAUUUUUAAGUUAAUGAAGAAAAUGUUUGGUUACAAUGAAUGAACUUAUUAAAAGAAGUUCUGUGAACUUUUUCAUUGACUUUUGCUCAACCAACACAACAAAAUUAGUUGUUUAAACUUUUUUUGAGUUGGGUUUUUUACAGUGUAGUAUUCAAGCUCUGCACAAGCUAUGUACAUUGAACCUGGCCAAAAGGAUUUUAAAUGACCCGUCUCGUGUACUUCACUCUUGUUAUGAACUCUUACCCUCUGGAUUCAGAACAUCUUGUUACAAACUAAACGGAUUUAAGAACUCCUUUGUGCCAUCAUCAAUCAGACUGCUGAACACGGACCAUCUAUUUUUAUGAAUAUGUCUUAUCAUGUGUAUAUGUAUUGUGUGUACGUUUAUUAUGUAUUAUUGUAUCAGGUCAGAGACAAAACAUGUUUUAGCUAUUGAAGUCCACUGCAAAUUUCCCUACUAAGGUCAAUAUUUCAUUUCAUAUUCAGUCUCUCCUUCCAGAACAUGAAGUUUCACUCUCAGCGUGUUAGAAGGUUGAGAACUCUAAAUGGAUUUCCACUCUGGCAAGGAGACUGCCAUGCAAAUUGUACUCGAUUGAGUUGUCAGAAUAGUUGACUAGAUGAGUCCAAUCAUCAUUUUUAUUGGUUUUUAUACUAUUGAAUCUUUAAUGACUUUUGUUACUUUUGUUGUGUAUUUCAGUUCUUUAAGAAAAUGAUUUGUCAAUGUGAAUUCUGAUUUGAAAAUAUAUGUUAUUUGAAUUUUUAUUUUCACAUUUUAUUCACAAACUUAAUAUUUGUUCACAAACCUAAUCAAGUUUUGGUAAACUGCACACCAAGAAGGCACCAUAGGACACUUGCCUUUUUUGUCUGCUUUGAACUGGUUUCUUAUAGCCUAAUAAAUCCCAUUACUUGACAGAUGACAUUGUAACAAUACCACCAGGUGUAAAUUACCAACAUAAAUUACCAUGCGUUCUAACUGGCCAUUCUUUUAUGGCAACUGUCUGACAACAGUGUUAUGUGUUUACAUCAAGUGAAAUCAGCCAACAGGCACCAAGCAGAUCGGUUGGAGUCUCUAAUCCCCAUGAUUGGCUCAGCAAUGGUGAAGCAAAAGUUGUUUCCUGGAGCACAGUUUGAAACUCUUAGAAUCCAACAGGACUGCAUUCAGAAGAAGUUAGUAAAACAGAGAAAAUCGGUGACAUACAGUGAUCGUGGCAUGCUGCGAAAACCCAGAUUCUUCAUCCAACUUCAUCCCUCACCUCCUCCCUUCUUUCCGUCUUUCCUCCUCUUGUGUUUUUCCUUUCUUCCUCCUCACGCUCUCUCCCAAGCCCGCUCUUCCUUCACCCUGUCUUCCGCUGUGUCGAUACCCAUCCCACUAAAUGCUUCAGCCCUGGAAGUGUUUUUUGUUGUUGUUCAAUUUGAUGUUCGUUUUGAAUGCCAUGAUGGAAGAUCUAAUCACAACCCAUUAUAAGAUUUCUAGCACAGAAUGUCAGGUUUAGAUUUUUUUAUCUGUUGGAAUUUGAUAGAAAACAUGAUACCAUGUAUUUGAACAAGAUGUCCAGAACCUCUGGUAUAAAAGUAGGUCCACAAUAAAGAUCCUGUGGUAUAUUUAAAUGUGGAUAUGGAAUGUGGAUUUUUGAUCAAUGUGUGCACCAAACCUAUCUUGUGUUAUUGCUGCCAAAAAACUAUUUUCAUUUCAUGUUGCCAUAGACCCCAGUCCUGGUUGAAGAUCAAGUAUGGCAGAUUCAAAUGGUGGAGUUUAUCUUUGCAUGAGAGCAGAAGAUUUGUUUCUUGAACAGUGUCCCAAUCAACUUGUGGUGAUGGAGGUGCAGUUUUCCUUUAUUUUUUAAAUUGCUUUCUGAUCCCAAAAUUCAAUUGAUUUCAACAGUUUUCCAGCUGUGAUCUUGGAAGAGUCUUUGGCCACUUAAAUUCUUCUCCUCACUGUGCAUUAAGACAAUAUAGACACACAUUCUCUUUCAGGAAGAUUUUCUACAUCUCCAGACUAUUAAAACUUGUGAUCAUUGCCCUGAUGUUGGAAAUGGGACUUUUAUUGUUUUAACUAUUUCCUUAAAGCCUUUUUAUUUCGUGUAACUCAAUGUCACGAUCACCGAGUGCCCUGCAGAUCCACUAGAGGGCACUCCCCUCAUCACCCUGACUGCCAAAACACUACAUUUCCCAUAAACCUUUGGACUCAUUAGUCAGUAUUACAUUCACCUGUGUCUAGUUAUCUGUCCACCUCUUUCUAUAUAACCAGGCUCAGUCAGUCAUUGCAAAGUUUUGUGUUACUACUGCAGUUCUGAGUGGUCCCUGGUGAGGUUUCGCAGGUCCUUGUUUUGGUGUCUUAGUUUGCAGUGUUUGACGUUUUGACCAUUCAUCUGUUUUUUUUUUACUUUUACCUGUUUAUUGGAUUACGUGUUUGGAUUGCCCUUUGGAUGUGUUAGCUCUGUGUGGACUGAUCACCUGUGUAGUGUACGGCAUACAUAUUAGGACAUCGUCAGACCUCAGCGUCAGUACUCGGGUAUCAGAUUAAACGGCAUCGCGCCUCAGACAAAAAGGCAUCAGUUCUCAACAAAACAGCGUCGGGGCUAAGGUCUCGACCAAUCAGGCAACAGGCAAAACGGCCUCAGACUAAAAAGCAUCAGCUCUCGCGCAACAAGGCAUCAGGCGAAACGGCCUCAGACUGAAAGGCAUCAGAUGACUCUAGAAGUGGCCACGCCCCCCCUCCCGCAUGACGUCAAUGCCGCAAACCCUUUUUGAGCAGCACUUUUACGGCAGACAGACAGGUACACGCGAAAGGUAGGAUGUCCACGAGUUUUUAAUAGUUUUAAUCG